AUGGCGACCACCAACGACCUCCCGGCGCUCGACGUCGACAGCUACGACUACAUCGUUGUCGGUGGCGGAACUGCCGGCUGCGUGAUUGCUUCGCGCCUGGCCCAAUACCUGCCCAACAAGCGCGUGCUCGUCAUUGAGGGCGGCCCCAGCGACUAUAUGGAUGACCGCGUCCUCAACCUGAAGGAGUGGCUCAGCCUCCUCGGCGGCGAGCUCGACUACGACUACCCAACCACCGAGCAGCCCAACGGCAACAGCUUCAUCCGCCACUCCCGGGCCAAGGUGCUGGGUGGCUGCUCCAGCCACAACACCCUCAUCUCUUUCCGUCCCUUCGAGUAUGACUGCCGCAACUGGGUUGCCAAGGGCUGCAAGGGCUGGGACUUUGAGACCUUCACCCGCAUGAUCGAUGGCCUGCGCAACACUUUCCAGCCCGUGCAUGCCCGUCACCGCAACCAGCUGUGUAAGGACUGGGUCCAGGCCUGCUCCACCGCCAUGGACAUUCCCGUUAUUGAGGACUUCAACGCCGAUAUUCGCAAGAACGGCGAGCUGACUGAGGGUGUUGGCUUCUUCAACGUCUCCUACAACCCGGAUGAUGGCCGCCGCAGCAGUGCCUCCGUUGCCUACAUCCACCCCAUUCUGCGUGGCGAUGAGAAGCGCCCCAACUUGACCAUCCUUACCAACGCCUGGGUCUCUAAGGUCAAUGUGGAGGGUGACUCCGUCACCGGUGUCAACGUGACCCUGCAGUCCGGCCUCAAGCACACGCUCCGCGCGAAGAAGGAGACCAUCCUGUGCGCCGGUGCCGUCGACACCCCUCGUCUGAUGAUGUUGUCUGGCCUGGGUCCUCGCGAGCAGCUCUCUGGUCUCGGUAUUCCCGUCGUGAAGGAUAUCCCUGGUGUCGGGGAAAAUCUGAUCGACCACCCGGAGAGUAUCAUCAUGUGGGAGCUCAACCAGCCCGUUCCCCCCAACCAGACCACCAUGGACUCCGACGCCGGUAUCUUCCUGCGUCGUGAGGAGCCCAAUGCGGCCGGUUUCGACGGCCGUGCCGCCGAUCUCAUGAUGCACUGCUACCAGAUCCCCUUUACCCUCAACACCGCCCGCCUCGGCUACGACGAGCCUAUUAACGCCUUCUGCAUGACCCCCAACAUCCCCCGCCCCCGCUCCCGCGGUCGUCUGUAUCUCACCUCUGCCGAUCCCUCUGUGAAGCCCGCGCUGGACUUCCGCUACUUCACCGACCCCCAGGGCUACGACGCGGCCACCAUUGUGGACGGUUUCAAGGCGGCCCGUAAGAUCGCCCAGCAGUCGCCGUUCAAGGAGUGGAUCAAGCGGGAGGUCGCUCCUGGCCCCGAUGUCCAGACCGACGAGGCUCUGUCCGAGUAUGGCCGCCGUGUGGCGCACACCGUGUACCACCCGGCAGGUACCACCAAGAUGGGUGACGUGACCCGCGAUCCCAUGGCCGUGGUGGACCCCAAGCUGAAGGUCCGCGGCCUGAAGAACAUUCGCAUUGCUGAUGCCGGUGUCUUCCCCGACAUCCCCACCGUCAACCCCAUGCUCACGGUCUUGGCUAUCGGUGAGCGUGCUGCGGAGUUGAUUGCCGAGGAGGCUGGCUGGACCCGCUCUCAGCCCCGUCUGUAA
This is a messenger RNA of Penicillium canariense, 1629 nucleotides long. Its product is annotated as GMC family oxidoreductase. The record is from RefSeq and is a predicted model, not a curated record. The transcript is spliced from 2 exons. Gene Ontology annotation, molecular function: oxidoreductase activity, acting on CH-OH group of donors; flavin adenine dinucleotide binding. Bases 1 to 1629 code for a protein of 542 amino acids. Lineage: Eukaryota; Fungi; Ascomycota; Eurotiomycetes; Eurotiales; Aspergillaceae.